This is a messenger RNA of Oreochromis aureus, 1745 nucleotides long. It is a transcript of the gene trmo, whose product is annotated as tRNA methyltransferase O. The record is from RefSeq and is a predicted model, not a curated record. Lineage: Eukaryota; Metazoa; Chordata; Actinopteri; Cichliformes; Cichlidae. The coding region runs from base 152 to 1537 and encodes 461 amino acids. The transcript has 6 exons.
UUUCAGUUUAACGCGUGAAGCACUCUUGGUUGGCCAACAAUAAAGUCUAGCAUGCACUUCCGCGUUGAUAAAGUCUGUCCGGUCUCAGCAGCAACAACAGCCGCUAAAAGCUUACGGUUUCAGAGUUGUCGUUUGUCUUUAUGUUAGUAAGAUGAGUCCGCUGUGUGAGUGCUGCUCCGACCACAUGAAUAAACUGAACCAGCAGGUUUCUGUGAUGCGAAAAGAAAUCAAGAACCUGAGGCAGACGCUAGACAGUGCAAUUAGAGCUCAUCGCAAACAGCUGCUGGCUGUUCAGGCUGCUGUGUCGAAGAUUGGACUCACCGAAGAAGUUAAAGCUCCAGCACCUUCACCACCGUCACCGUCACCGGCAGCACUAGAGCGAGGGAACAUCCAAACAGUCCCAAUCGGUUACAUUAGUUCCUGUUUUUCUGUGAAGAAUGGGACUCCCCGGCAGCCCACUAUUUGUGGCCCUUCAAGGGCAGAACUUCAAAUCCAGCCGAGUGUCUUCAACAACCCGGAGCACGCUCUGGUGGGCCUGGAGCAAUACUCCCAUGUCUGGAUCAUUUUUCUCUUCCAUAAAAACGGGCACCUGAGGUACAAAGCUAAAGUGAGGCCGCCCAGGCUGAACGGGCAGAGAGUCGGUGUGUACUCGACACGCAGUCCUCAUCGCCCGAAUGCAUUGGGCCUAACGCUGGCAAAGCUCGACAAAAUACAAGGUGAUACUCUACACCUGUCAGACAUUGAUAUGAUUGCGGGCACCCCAGUCCUGGACAUCAAACCCUAUAUCCCAGAGUAUGACUCCCCCGACACCCGGAGGAGCUAUGAGGAGGACUCAGAGCCCUGUAAUUCAAACACUGACCAAAUGAAUGAGGACAAGAGAAACCUCACUAACCUCCCUGAAGGAUCAGACAUAGAUGUGCAGUUAAACACAGAAGAUCGAGGAGCAGCUAAUGAUUAUGUGGAGAAUCUCCUCCCAGAAGAAAAAACGAAUACUAACGCAACAGGUUCAUCUCAUAUCAGUGCUCAGUUUUCUCUGUCCAAAGACCUCAGUAAUGUGCUGGAGGAGGUCAAGGCUUUUGUGAACCAAGACGUUUUCUUAAGUUCUGAGAGUAAGAACCGAGGUUCAGACUCUCCUAAAACUAAACCACCUUUGUUGGAAGUCGACCAUCCCUGCUACGGAGAGGAAGCCUACACUACCAUCGCAGGCUGGAUCAGAGAGCCUCCUGUCGCAAGUCUGGAUGUGCGAUUCAGCCUUCACGCUGAGAGGGAGCUGGCAGAAUUCAUCCCUGCACAUCUGUCAGGACUGUCUGAAAGCCACAGACCCAGGUUUAAGUUUCUGCGCAGUACAGAGGAGGCAGUCGCUGCCAUCAGAGGGGUCCUGUCAGCAGACCCCCGAUCCGUCUACAGGAGGACUCGCUGCAAGGACAAACUCUUUUUCUUCACCCUUGACACGGCUGACAUCACCUGCUGGUUCGGACAAGGCUUUGCAGAGGUGCUGCAGGUAAAACCUGUAGAGCCGCACAUUGCUUCAGUAUGAGAAACUUUUUCAUUGAUGGUUUUUGAGCUGAAGAGAGGAGUCUUUGUGACACAAAAACACACUGUUGUUUGUUCCUUUCUUUUUGGUAUUUCUGUCUAAAUUCUCCGCUGGCAAACUUUUAUUCAAAUCAUACUGGCUUACUUAAAAUCAGACAGAAGAUUAAUGAGGUAUUGUAUAUUCAAAGUUGUAUUGGAUAAUUAAAUAAAAU